AUGGCUUUCCAAGGCUUCUUCCGCAAGGCCUACUGGACUCUGGCCGCCUGUGGAUUGGCGUAUGCACUGCUACUCGGUGCUCUGACCCAUCCGACCAUACAACGAAAUGCCACAUACGCGCAUAACGUCAAUCCCACCAUCUUCCAGAAUUUGAGCAACGUCGAGCAAUUUGGCUUCCUACAUCAUCAGGUCCAGCCGUUCACUGUCACCACCCCGGAUAAUGUCACGCUUUUUGCGUGGCAUAUAUUACCUCUCCAUCUAUAUCACCAACAUGAAGAGGCACUGAAAGCGCAGAGUACCUUUGGGAUGCAGCCGUAUGCCAGUGCUGUAGAUAGUGUUGGCCUUCAGCUGCUCCUCAACGACCCGGACGCCACUGCUGUGGUCAGCUUCCACGGCAAUGCCGCGCAUAUUGCCUCUACUCACCGACCAGUGACGUAUCAGCAGAUGCUGGCCCUCUCGACGGCACAGAAGCCCGUUCAUGUUAUCGCUUUUGACUACCGCGGAUUCGGCCUGAGCACAGGAAGUCCAACGGAGGAAGGAGUGGUUGGAGACUCGAUAUCGCUGUUAUCUGCAUUGACCGGACAACCCGCAAGCCUUGGUGGCGGCAGCGACACAGAUGCUAAACGUCUGCAUCCUUCUCAGAUUAUCCUUGUUGGACAGUCGUUGGGGACUUUCGUGGCCACCGCUGCGUACCAUGAGUGGGUUCUGAAUCUAGGCAGAGCACCCUUCAAGGCGUUGGUAUUGUAUGCCAGUUUCACUUCCUUGCCCACCUUGCUAGAUUCUUACUCAGUUGGAGGGUUUAUGCCUCCUGUGCUAUCUCCAUUGCUGGCGUAUCCUCGGCUGCAGCAAUGGCUACUUUCCACGAUUGUGGAUAAAUGGGAGACAACCAGAAGACUGGUCGAGUUGGUGCAAGACGCUGCGGUUCAGCUGAAAUUGGUCAUGAUGCACGCUCGUGAUGACUGGGAGAUCCCCUGGCGAGAAGGAAGAGCAAGCUGGGACCGGGUACUGGAAGUUGCGACGGAAGGGGAGGUCAGUUUCGCUCGUGACCUGGACCUCGAAGAAUGGAAGGAUAUCGAUGGAAAGAAACACUUGCGAUGGGAGAGAGUGCGACACGGCGGCCACAACAGGGUGGUGACCAGCGAGCAUGCCAAAUUGGCCAUAUUACGACUCUUAGAAGAGGACUCAUGA
This is a messenger RNA of Exophiala dermatitidis NIH/UT8656, 1188 nucleotides long. RefSeq lists its product as uncharacterized. Bases 1 to 1188 code for a protein of 395 amino acids. The transcript has a single exon. Lineage: Eukaryota; Fungi; Ascomycota; Eurotiomycetes; Chaetothyriales; Herpotrichiellaceae. The record is from RefSeq and is a predicted model, not a curated record.